Alternaria atra is the source of this 1539-nucleotide messenger RNA. RefSeq lists its product as uncharacterized. The coding region runs from base 1 to 1539 and encodes 512 amino acids. Lineage: Eukaryota; Fungi; Ascomycota; Dothideomycetes; Pleosporales; Pleosporaceae. The record is from RefSeq and is a predicted model, not a curated record. The transcript has a single exon.
AUGGAAGCUGAGAAAGAAGAAGGUGCAUUCACGCGACGAAUGCGGGAUAUGAGCGAAGAAGCGUUGGAAUCUGGAGGUCAUGGCGCCCUCAAGGCCGUGGAAGAGGCGGGAUUCAGUGCAGACCUCAAAGCACAACUCGAACAACGCAUCGCCUCCGCGAAUCUCAGAUCAUCCGAAGCAGUCCUGCCCGACUACGCCUCUCGCCACACACGCGACCUUGCCACAACCGAAGCCUGGACGGGCACCGAAUCUCUCCACGAUGCCAGUCUACGUAUGCUGAAUGAUGCUCACAAGCCGCUGCGACUUGGAAGACCACCGAAGAUGCCCGGCGUGCCGAUACCGCAGUCGAUUGAUACCGGACAUGCUCGGAGCAAAGAGGGCCAUGGCUUGAGAUUAGCCAAUGCACGCGACAGGAGUACCGUAUAUGCGACAAUCAAGGAAGACGAACACAUGGAGGCUGUAGACCGGGAGAAGCGGCUGCAAGAGCUCAAAGAUCGCUUUGAUCCGCAUGCGCGUGCGAUUGUCCCUGGGUCUAUCCAAGGACUUGCUUCUCUUGCGAAUAAGAGGAUCGAGGAUGCAAUUGCUCGUGGCCAGUUCAAGAACAUACCGCGCGGGAAGGCGGCCAACGUGGAGAGAGACUACAAUGCAUCGAGCCCCUUUAUCGACACGACCGAAUACUUCAUGAACAAGAUCAUACAAAAACAGGAGAUCGUGCCGCCAUGGAUCGAGAAGCAGCAAGAACUCACAUCAGCCGCAAGCAAGUUCAGGAGUCGUCUACGGGCGGAUUGGAAAAGGCAUGCUGCACGUGUGAUAGCUAGCAAAGGCGGGUCGCUGCUGGACCAAAUCAAGAGAGCUGAAGCAUUUGCUAAGGCAGAACUUAUUGCGAAUCCUUUGAAGAGGAAACAAGAGACGCUCACCGCCGUUGAUGAUGAUGGGCACAUGUCGCAGAUUACGUUGUCAGGGGGACUGAAGGUAAACCCAGCGGGUGAGGGACCGAAUGCGAAACCCGUGGUUACGGAAGAAGUUGUAGCGAAGAUGGUCACGCUUGAUGCCUCGCCAGAAGCUGUAGCGCAUGACCCAGGGUCAGCUACCGUAACAGAUACGGCUACCCAAACCAUGGAAGUACCUGUUCCUACUCCAGAGCCAGAAGUACCACCUGCGCCCUAUCCCUUCCGUGACCCAGAUUGGGAACGCAUUGAAGGUGGCUACUGGACCGUCGCUAUCAAGGACCUCAACGACAAGGCGCGCAGCUACAAUCUACAAGCACCCGAGCUGGCCAAAAGACCCUACUUCAACCUGCAGCGCGAGCUGAACUCGUGCUUCGCUGACGUCGCACCUCAGCUCGCUGGGGCUAUUCUUGAUCGCGCACGCAAACCACCCAAGAAAGUGGAUGGUUGGCAGAGCUCUGGCCAGAAGAGCGUGCUAGACAACAUCAUUGGAGGGCCAGUCCGUGUGCGAGACGAACGCCGCGAGAAACAAUACGGCUUCAGGCAGUUUUGGAAAGACCUGUGGGCCGACAAGUCAAGCAAUCCGUAUUGA